This is a messenger RNA of Tarenaya hassleriana, 1655 nucleotides long. RefSeq lists its product as uncharacterized. The coding region runs from base 214 to 1530 and encodes 438 amino acids. The transcript has 2 exons. The record is from RefSeq and is a predicted model, not a curated record. NCBI's taxonomy places the organism in Eukaryota, Viridiplantae, Streptophyta, Magnoliopsida, Brassicales, Cleomaceae.
GAUCGGCUCCGGUCGGUCCGUUUCUUCAUUUAUUUAAUUCUACAAAUUAUUUCGUAUAAAUUCAUCGAACCUCUCGUAUAUUCAUCGAUCCCUUCUUCUCCAGAAAUCAUCAUAUAACCAAAGAAACCCAUAAAAAAACUUCAAUAUUUAUUUUCUUGAUUAGCUCUCAGCUCUUAUCUUAAUUCAGAUUCUUGUUUCUCCGUUUGAUCCAAUAUGAGGAAGCUAUGUCCGAACUACGACCGUGAAGACGGUCUUGAGACAGUGCUGGAAGUUCCAAUGCCUGAGGAGUUGUUUUAUUCCGACAGCAACAAGAUCGGCGCGUGGCAGAGCGUGAAGUCAAGCUUCCUCCGGUCGCCGCCGGAGACGAGCAAUCUCACGGCGGUUCUCGGCGGCCGUGACGCUGAGAUUCAGAUGCUCCUCGGCGUCGCCGGAGCUCCGGUGAUCCCUCUUCCCAUCUGUCUCCAUCACCAUGACGACGAGCUUGAUAAUCAUCCCAUCGCCAAGAACAUGUCCAUUGAAUCAGCCAUGGCGAAGUACAUAGUGAAGCAAUACAUAGCGGCAACCGGGGGAGAGAGGGCCAUGGCUGCAGUGGAGAACAUGUACGCUAUCGGAAAAGUCAAGAUGGGAGUGACAGAGUUUUGUGCAGGAGCAAGCAGCUUGGGGAUGAAGAAGAAGAAGAAGAAGAUGGUGAGGAUAAAGGACAUAAACUGCAAUGGAGGAGAGAUGGGCGGUUUUGUCCUGUGGAAGAAAGGUUCAGAGCUAUGGAGUUUAGAGCUCGUGGUUUCAGGGUUCAAGAUCAGUGCUGGUUGUGAUGGCGACGUGGCUUGGAGGCAGACCCCUUGGCACAGCCAUUCCCAUGCCUCUAAUGGACCUUCCGGACCUCUCAGAAGGUUCCUUCAAGGACUUGAUCCGAAAACCACAGCCAAUUUGUUUGCAAGAUCGGUUUGUGUCGGGGAGAAGACAGUAAACGGAGAAGAAUGUUUCGUCCUAAAGUUGGAAACUUUACCUUCAACGCUUAAAGAAAAGAGCAGAAACCGUACAGAAACGGUGAAGCACACGAUCUGGGGAUGUUUCAGUCAAAGAACAGGACUUCUUGUUAAACUGGAAGACAGUUAUGUCUUAAGGAUCCAGACAGGUCCAGACCAUGAUAACGUAAUCUCAUGCGAGACGACAACAGAGACCAUGAUCCAAGAUUACAGGACCGUUGAUGGGGUCCAAAUUGCACACGUGGGGAAGACGCGCGUGUCAUUGUUCAGGCUGGACGAGAGUUCAGAGAAACAUUCCAAGACGACGGUGGAAGAGGCUUGGGAGAUCGAAGAAGUCGGUUUUGACGUGAAGGGUUUGUCCUCUGAUUGCUUCUUGCCUCCUGGCGAGUUGCAGACAGAGGAGAAGGAUGAAGAAGAAGAUGACAAUGGCUUCUCUGUUGGAGAUUACAGUCCUAUGCUUCCAUUGAAGCUCUGCAAUGGUUUCUCUAAGCUCAAAUCUUCUAAAGUGAUCGCCGUUGAAGAUUAUGAUGUAUCCCUGCGAUAAGAGUCUAUCGAUAUUCAUCGAUCUUUUUUUUUGUUGUAUAUAUAUAUAUGUAUGUAUGUAUAUGUUUAUGCACAAGGAGAAAAGUGCUUGUAAAGAUACAAUGGCAAGCCUUUUUCCUUCUUCAA